Molecule: messenger RNA, 1218 nt
Organism: Ramularia collo-cygni
Lineage: Eukaryota; Fungi; Ascomycota; Dothideomycetes; Mycosphaerellales; Mycosphaerellaceae
Exons: 1
Coding region: 1-1218 (405 amino acids)
Molecular function (GO): protein binding
Source: RefSeq, a predicted model, not a curated record
AUGGAGGCAGCAACAAAGCAAGAGAAAAGCAAACUAYACCAGCCACACAUCAACCAGGCCCACCUCUUGACGCCUGAGUCUCCRCUGUUGGACAGUUUUUCGCAGACCGUCCCAAUCUCACAACAAGCACAGGCAUCCGUGCCAUCGCCGCCAGCAUCACCGCAGUUCGACCAUCGAUUCCAGAAAGACUACGACCAGCAACUUUACCCAGACAGCGGCAGUCAGAACGAUACAACUCUUCCCCCUCUCUUCAACGAGAACGGACAGAACAUAUGGGCUGGUCGUCAGCAGACACCGCCAACGGAGAGGGCAUUGUCGAUUGCAACCCCCCCUUCUGCCCACACCAGCCCGAUUGCCAACGACGUACAGACAUCCCGUCCUACUGAGCAGAGUCCGGCUCCAAAGCGGUUUGUGAAUCCCGUCGGAGCGGUACAACUAUACAAUCACUACGGCAAUGAAUACUACCAAUUCAUGCUCGCACAAAUGGAAGACCACAGAGCACGACGGACAUUGCCCGCCCCGAAAGCACCACAAGGCGUAGACCGGGACUCUUAUGACAAGACGGUUCUUCGCUCGCUUGGUAGUCACCGAGUGGAGAAGCACAGACCAACCACUCGCACUGCUCCCAAGCCCAAAGCCGUCCGACCCACAUCGUCCCGAGGAGUUGUUGCACCCAAGUCUCCCGUUAUUGUUGAGCAAGUUCGGCCAGUCUCUGUCAAGAGGGAACGCACACCCGCCAGACGAAAUAUCAGAAGAACAACGACCCCGGACGCAACAGGCGGUGCAAUGUCUGCAGCUUCCAAACGCACACGAGCGGCACCCACCAAGAAGCUAGACGGCAAAGUCCCUGCCCAAUGGGCCGAGCUCGAGGACUUUAGCCCACCCAUUUCCACUCUCGACAACGAUGGGGUCGAGCUGUCCGUCGUCUGGAACAAUGCCAGUGCGUUGAACCUUGACAACGAUCCCGACAGAGCACAUCUUCACCCACAAGAGCUGAAGAUUGCUUCCAAGCUACGGCUUCACUGCAACGAAUACCUYCUCAAUAAACGACGAAUCUUCGCCGCGAAGCUCCGGUCUCUGCAGACCAACACUCCGGUCUUCAACAAGACAUCGGCACAAAACUCUACGAGUGUUGACGUCAACAAGGCGAGCCGUCUUUGGUCAGCAUUUGAGGGAGCAGGCUGGUUCGAUCCCGUCUGGUUUGAGAAGUGGAUGUGA